AUGUGUGGCAGUGGUAUCGAGCCAAACGUGGUUGUGUACAGCUGCUUGUUGCCGGGGUACUGCAAGUCCAGCCGGUGGCAGGACGUAGGCAAGGUGUUUGAAGAAAUGUCCGGGCGGGGGAUUCAGGCAGAUGUGAUCAUGUUCACUGGUUUAAUCGAUAGCCUGUGUAAAGAGGGGAAGACAGGAAAGGCCGCAAGGGUGAAGGGCAUGAUGGUGGAGCGGGGGAUGGAGCCAAAUGCAGUAACGUACGAUGUGCUGAUCAAUUCCCUGUGCAAGGAAGGAUGGGUGAGGGAGGCAAUGACUCUAAAGAACGAGAUGGUCGCGGUGGUUCCUGGUGCAGAGAAGUGCCUUCUGUAUUCCAUGAGAAUGUGGGGAGACUCCGUUAGAGAACUUGUGGCAUCCGGAGCCAUUUUAAAUGAGAUUCUCAUAUGGAAAUUGACACCACAAAAUCUCGGAUCCUCCUUGUUACGCUCGUAUGAAGGGGAUACUUCUGAUGUAAAUGAUAACGAAAUCAUACAUCUUGGUGCUAAUCAGUACAUGACAGUUCAUCUUGGUAGGCUGAAGGAACAUGAAGGUUCAAUAUUCCGAAUAGCGAAUAGCUUGGUCCACUGA
This is a messenger RNA of Panicum virgatum (switchgrass), 612 nucleotides long. Its product is annotated as pentatricopeptide repeat-containing protein At1g05670, mitochondrial-like. Bases 1 to 612 code for a protein of 203 amino acids. Lineage: Eukaryota; Viridiplantae; Streptophyta; Magnoliopsida; Poales; Poaceae. The record is from RefSeq and is a predicted model, not a curated record. Gene Ontology annotation, molecular function: protein binding. The transcript is spliced from 3 exons.